UUCACCAUGGCCUGCAGUUCGUACAAGGACAAAACGGUGCAGCUGAUUAAGUGCUUCUGCGGCUGCAGCGACAUGACCAUCGCCGAAGUUCGGAGGAUCUACUCCCUGUCGAAUAGUGUACACGAAACAUUGCUGGACAAGGAGGCCACCAGACUGCUGCGAAAGUUCAUGGAGACGAGGCGUUCCGGCGACAAGGACGAGGCCGAACAGUACCUGGAUAUCUACGAGAAGUGCGCCGAGUUUCUGGAGGAGAACCAGCGCACCUUUGCCCAGGACGAGGUCGAUGAACUGGUGGAUUUGGGCCUGCCCUAUGACCUGGAGCAGGAUCUAUCCAGACGGAUGCUCAGCGCCGAUCGAACGGACAUCAAUCGGGGUCUCUACCGCAUCCAGGGAAAGUGUCGCAACGAAAUCGAGGCCAGCAGCGAUUUCCGGGACUUCAGGGACGCCAUCGUGGCCAAGAUGCGUCGGGUGCCGAAAUGAUAUAGUCUUUAUAUGAUAUAUGCUUUAUGUGUUCACCGUGCAACGCCUUCCAAAGUCACUUGGUUACCUUUGGAGAACCGCACCAAACCUCGCUCCUCUCUCCACACCUUUCCCAGUGCCUUAGGGGC
This is a messenger RNA of Drosophila takahashii, 608 nucleotides long. RefSeq lists its product as uncharacterized. NCBI's taxonomy places the organism in Eukaryota, Metazoa, Arthropoda, Insecta, Diptera, Drosophilidae. The record is from RefSeq and is a predicted model, not a curated record.